CACAACAUGUCCACCGAAAGAACUUUCAUUGCAGUCAAGCCAGAUGGUGUCCAGAGAGGUAUCUUCCCAGAGAUCCUGAGAAGAUUCCAAAACAAGGGUUUCAAGCUUGUCGGAAUCAAAUUGACCCUGGCCAACGAGUCUCUGCUGAGAGAGCACUACGCCGACUUGCAAUCCAAGCCAUUCUUCCCAUCCUUGCUGUCCUACAUGAUGUCUGGUCCAAUUCUGGCCACCGUUUGGGAGGGAAAGGACGUUGUCAAGCAAGGUAGAGCCCUGUUGGGUGCCACUAACCCAUUGCAAUCUGCUCCAGGUACCAUCAGAGGUGAUUUUGCUUUGGACAUGGGCAGAAACAUCAUCCACGGUUCCGACUCUGUUGAGAACGCCGAGAAGGAGAUCAAUCUGUGGUUCAAGAAGGAGGAGCUUGUUGACUACAAGCCAACCAUGUACGGGUGGAUCUACGAGUAAAAGCGAUAGUCAUGUUCAUAGAGUCGCCAGUAAACUUAGUUAGUCAUGCUGGAGUUUAGUGCCAGACCUGAUAAUCAAGUAAGGUGAAGCAAAAUAGAUUCUCUCGUGUUGAAAUUA
Messenger RNA from Ogataea polymorpha, 579 nucleotides. RefSeq lists its product as uncharacterized. Gene Ontology annotation, biological process: GTP biosynthetic process; CTP biosynthetic process; UTP biosynthetic process. The coding region runs from base 7 to 462 and encodes 151 amino acids. The record is from RefSeq and is a predicted model, not a curated record. Lineage: Eukaryota; Fungi; Ascomycota; Pichiomycetes; Pichiales; Pichiaceae. The transcript has a single exon. Gene Ontology annotation, molecular function: nucleoside diphosphate kinase activity.